Messenger RNA from Puntigrus tetrazona (Sumatra barb), 1197 nucleotides. RefSeq lists its product as uncharacterized. Lineage: Eukaryota; Metazoa; Chordata; Actinopteri; Cypriniformes; Cyprinidae. The record is from RefSeq and is a predicted model, not a curated record. The transcript is spliced from 7 exons.
AUGCUAACAACAGCCUGCAGUGAUCAACAGAAAGUCCAGCGUGUGUUUGAUUGGAAGCAGCUGUAUUUUCAGGGCAUCCGCAUACUCAAUUACAUUGACGACAGGCUAAUAAUAGCACAGUUAGAUGUGGUGGCAGAGUCGAUCCUCACUACAGUUGCGAGAGUGAAGGAAGGGCAGUCACUCAUUGUCAAGCAGUUUCAGAGACUGCUGGGUCUGAUGGAAGCUGCGUCCAAUGAAGGCCUUAUGGAAGCUGUGGGUGUGGUCCCAGAGGGGGCACAACUCAUAGCUGCUGGUCUCUCAACUGAGGUAGUUGAGACCAUUCUCCAAUCGAGAGCUCCCUCUACGAGGAAACUGUUCGCCCUGAAGUGGCGCUCGCAUCUUCACUAUCGAGAGCUUUUCAGUGAAUCAGUGAAGAAAAUGUUUCUGAAGUUAGUUCUGUUCUGCUUGUGUUUCUGGCUUCUGGAGGGAGUGAGGUCAGUGUCAGUGCUGGAGGGAGAUUCAGUCACUCUGAACUCUGGUCUGACUGAACUGAAUGAUGAUCGGGUUCACUGGUGGUUUAUAAAUGAAACCAUUUUUAUCGCUGAACACAAUGUACCAGAGGGGCAGAUUCAAUGUAUAUGAUGAUGUUCUUGACGGAGAUUCAGAGGCAGACUGAAGCUGGAUUAUCCAACAGGAUCUCUGACCAUCACAAACACCACACCUGAACAUACUGGAUGUUUUGAACUAGAGAUAAACACUUACAGCAGACCUCCCCUGUGUCUCGUUGUAUACGCUCGCCUGUCUGUUCCUGUCAUCAGCAGAGAUUGUUCUUCAUCUUUUCGUCAUCAUCUUGUUCGUUGUUGUGUUCGGGCGGUGAACGUGAGUCAUGUGACUCUCUCCUGGUACAAAGGAAACAGUUUAUUGUCCAGCAUCAGUGUGUCUAAUCUCAGCAUCAGUCUCUCUCUACCUCUGGAGGUGGAAUAUCAGGAUAAAAACACCUACAACUGUGUGAUCAACAACCCCAUCAGAAACCAGACCACACAUCUGGACACCAGCAGACUCUGUCACACGUGUUCAGACUCUGAACACUGCUGUGGUUUUACUGAAGCUGUGAUCCGAUUGGUCCUCUCUGCUCUGGUGGGCGUGGCUACAGUCACUAUUAUUGUUUAUGACAUCAGAUCCAGAAGAGCUCAUCAUAUUCACAAAUCAGGCACAUGA